Molecule: messenger RNA, 1714 nt
Organism: Ceutorhynchus assimilis (cabbage seed weevil)
Lineage: Eukaryota; Metazoa; Arthropoda; Insecta; Coleoptera; Curculionidae
Source: the annotation of a GenBank genome assembly
AUUGUUCUUGUUGUGUUGUCUUUUUAAUUAAAUUUCAAAUUAAAGUGUUUAUUCAACAUAUUGUUCGAAUUAAUUUUUAGCUUCAAAUUUAUCUCGUGAAAUUAGUUAUAGUUUAAUUCAUUGUUUUAUAUAUUUUGAUCCACGAAAGGAGAGAAAAAGUAUGGAAAAUUCGUUGUAAAAACGAAGGGUUUGCUCUGACUGGAUUAACCGGAUCUGAUCUCAGAUAAUUGGAGGACAGGAAAACACGUUUCAGUCUCUAGAAGAAAUGGCUCAGAGCAGUAGCAAUGGUCAAGAUAAAAGCAGCAACACAUAUGAAGCUCUAAACAAAAUAGGGAGAGGUGCGUAUGGAACAGUCUACAAAGCAAGAGACAAACAAACCGGUCAAGAGGUUGCCUUGAAAAAAGUGUGCAUUCCUCUAAGUGAAGAUGGUAUCCCAAUGAACACUUUGAGAGAAAUUGCUUUACUCAAGCAACUCAAUGCCUAUGACCACCCAAAUAUUGUAAAACUUUUGGAUAUUUGUCAUGGACAACAAAUUGGAAAAGACUUAAUGAUGUUUCUGGUUUUUGAACAUGUUGAGCAGGAUUUGGCUAUGUAUAUCGAGAAACAUACAAAAGGAUUUAAAACUACAGAAAUUAGAAAUCUUUCUAAACAAAUUGUGCAUGGAGUCGAUUUUCUGCACAGCAACAGAAUUGUCCAUAGGGAUUUGAAGCCGCAAAAUUUAUUGGUGACUAGUGAUGGGCACAUCAAACUAGCUGAUUUUGGUUUGGCUAAAACCUAUGAUUUUGAAAUGAAGCUCACAUCAGUGGUAGUCACAUUAUGGUACAGAUCCCCAGAGAUACUCUUAGGCCUACCGUAUUCCACAGCAGUAGAUAUUUGGUCCAUAGGAUGCAUAAUUGUUGAAUUAUUCACCAGAAAGCCUUUAUUUUGUGGAAAAUCUGAAAACGAGCAAUUAAAUGAAAUUUUGAGGGUUCUUGGAAAACCUCCAAAAGACGAAUGGCCAGCUAAAAACGCACCAAUAAAAUGGAGUUCAUUCGAUAUAAACGAAAAAGUUGAUAUUAAAUCCAUUGCACCAAGUAUGUGUGAAAAUGUUUUGUCAUUAGUGAUGAAUAUGCUAACAUUUGACCCAAACAAAAGAAUAACCGCCCUAGAAGCUUUAAAUCAUGAAUAUUUUUUGGAGGAACCAAUUAAUACUUAAAUAAAUGCACAAUGUUAUUUGAACUUAAAUUUUACCAAAUAAGUUGCCUUUUUUAAAACCUCAGUACCGAUACAUUGUUCCUUAUGUUAUCUAUAUUUUUUGCUUGAAUUCAUUCUUAAGUUAAGUUGCAUGGAAAAAGGAGUGGAUGUUUUAUUUUAGGACAAAUUUUUAUAAUGUUUUUUUUUUAAUGUUGUUCUGUCUCUUCAAAAUAUGUAAGUAAUGUUUAUUUUUAAAUUUUCUGUUUUUAAACUGUUUUAUAUUAUUGUGUCUUAAAAAUUCUUAUGUGUUUUUUGCAUUAUUUGUGCCUUUUCAGGUUACAUUAUCAAUUAUUUUCAUCUAACUUAAAAACAAAAUUGUCUUGCUUUUGAAUAGGUACACAAAUUUACAAAUUAAUGGUUCUAGACUAGAUUAAUUUUUAUUCAUAUAAUAUAAAUAUAGUAAUAAAUUGAUAUGUAUUCCAAUUUAAUGUUUAUUUUUGUAGGCUUUUACUGGCCUGUGAUCUUUAAAAUUUAGUUAGAU